Messenger RNA from Bactrocera latifrons, 4111 nucleotides. It is a transcript of the gene L, whose product is annotated as zinc finger protein 423 homolog. The record is from RefSeq and is a predicted model, not a curated record. NCBI's taxonomy places the organism in Eukaryota, Metazoa, Arthropoda, Insecta, Diptera, Tephritidae. The coding region runs from base 1 to 3846 and encodes 1281 amino acids. Gene Ontology annotation, molecular function: DNA-binding transcription factor activity, RNA polymerase II-specific; RNA polymerase II transcription regulatory region sequence-specific DNA binding. The transcript has 5 exons. Gene Ontology annotation, biological process: regulation of transcription by RNA polymerase II. Gene Ontology annotation, cellular component: nucleus.
AUGGCUGUAAAGAUGCUCUAUCGAGGGCCAAGUUCGAGGCUUGAAAAUUUAAUUGAAAAGAUACAGGCUACAAAGGAAAUUGGAACUUCGGAUAUAUAUUCAACGCAAACAUCCUCAAACUAUUCACCGUCUGUGUCGGAUGGUACCUUAACACCAAAUUCAUUACAAAAUCAUGAACACAUAACACCACAUCUUGCUCAUCUACAAACCAUUCCAUACUUUCCGCAGCAGCGUUCCGACGGGAGUGUUAAUCAAAACGAAAAUCAAGGUAAACGAGUUAAUAUUGACGGAAACGAAAUGGAGGGUAAUGAAGAUGCCAAACCAACAGAAAACAGUUCUGCGAAGACGCUUAACACAACUAAACUUGAAGAAAGCAAUGGUAAUUCGAAUAUUCAACACAAACGACAAGUGCGCCUUCACCGGCAGCACCUUUACCACCAUGGAGAGUAUCACACUGCGAAGCUUGUUACAAAACUGAGAAAAAUCGAAAGAGUCGAGACAAAGUUUGAUAAGUUGACAGGAGAUGGCAUUAAGGGAAGCAACGUUGAUGGGUCUUAUCAAUGUCAAUUCUGUGAAAAAUCAUUUCCGCGGCUUGGUUAUUUAAAAAAACACGAACAGAGUCAUGCCGAACAUCUACCUUUCAAAUGUGAAUAUUGCGCUAGACUUUUCAAACAUAAAAGGUCUAGAGAUCGGCACACCAAGCUGCAUACUGGGGAUCGACGAUACCGUUGUCCACACUGCGAGGCAGCUUUCUCUCGAAGUGAUCAUCUAAAAAUUCAUAUGAAAACCCACGAUAAUCAGAAACCAUUCCAAUGCACGGUAUGCAAUCGUGGCUAUAAUACAGCUGCAGCAUUAACUUCGCAUAUGCAAAACCACAAGAAACAAGCAGCCAUUUUAUCGGCAGGGAGAAACCCUCAAGCUCUUAAUUACAGUCCUCGAUCAAGUGGAUCGGUAUCAAGUGGUGGAAGUUUACCAAAAAGGAGCUAUGGCGCAUCAUUAAUUACUGGCAUUAGUAAAACCAAUCGAAUGGACCAUCCGAAACGACCCAGCACAGUUAAUCUGCUGACGUGUAAUUAUUGCUCCAAGUCCAAGUUUAUUUCUAUUGAGCAGUUCAAUGAACAUAUUAGCUCGAAUCAUAGCAAUGAUUUAUUUUCCGUAAAGAAACCGGCUCCACAGCUUGCUAUAAGUAACGCUAUUUCGGAAAUAAACCCGUUCCAGCUGAGUUGUGAAUAUUGCACUAGAGAGUUUGGAAACCUUCCAGCUUUAUUUCAACAUAUACGCCUCGCACAUGUUGAUCGAUUGGCCAGUCCCAAUUCAUAUUUUGAACAUUUCAAUCGUUUGGCUGCAUGUGGUACUUUUAGUCCUCGUUUGGUAAGUGACAAAACAGUUGAAAGGGAAGGCAUCACGGUAAAUGAGAGUAAUAUAAAGCUAGAGCCACUUUUACCUUCAGCAAACGUCCAUGCUGAAAAACAAGAGGAUGAGCCCACUGAUCUUAGUCAAAAUAAUCGACGUUCUUCAACUGCGCUCCAAAUGCCAGAAGAGUCUCUCCAGCCAGAUAUGUUUUUUUGCAAUCAAUGUAAUGCUGGAUUACCAGAUUUUGAUACAUUUCGAAACCACUUAAAAACUCAUAUAACGCAAGACGUAAACCUUAUAUGUCAUCAUUGUGGUUUGGCUUUACAAGAACAAUCAGAACACGAACGGCAUGUGAUUUCACAUUAUUUAAUAACAAGUUCUGAAUAUAUUUGUGCGGGCAACAAGUGUGACAAAUCUCAUUCAAAACCGGAGGAACUUCAAGAUCAUAUGUUUGAGCAGCACGCAAUCCCUAUGUUCAAGUGUUCUGUGUGCUCCGAACUAUUUGAGUCAAAAAUGGCAAUUCAGAUGCAUUUUGCUUGUACACAUUCCAUUGAAACUAAAAUAUUCCGUUGCUCAGCCUGUAUGGAAAUAUUUCGAUCUGAAAAUGAGUUUAGUACGCACGUCAAAUCACAUCAUCCUGGUCUUAAUAGACCGACACCUAAUUCCCUUCAAUGCAUGUUUUGCCGCACUAUUUGUUCAAAUGAAUUAGAGAUGCAUUUUCACUUAGCUGCACAUGCUCGUCAAUUCCAGUGCCCUUCAUGUCCGGAAACAUUUCAUGUCGAAUUUCUUUUAGAUCGACAUAUGCAAAAUCAUCAUACAGACAAUAAUCGAGAAGCAUUGUCUUCGAACGGAACAUACGAAGAAGUAUCAACAUCUUCAAAUAUGCCGAGUCAAAUGAACUCUCCUUAUAUGAAUUCCUUAAUAAACAAAGCGCCACUAAUGAAUAUUUCUUCACAAAAUAACAAUACAAGCAUUCUUGACUACAAUAUUGCUUUUGCGGCACAUCUUAAUAAAAGAAUUUUCCCUGGUCCCCAUGAGGCUGCGACAACAUUGACCAAUGGCAAGUUUUAUAAUGCUUUGCAAGUGGAUACAGACACCGUGAAACAUCCCGAUCUCAUGUAUGGGCUCAGUGGACGGUAUUUUGACACAAGCCGGACAUUGAUAGAGAUGUAUGCACAUCGUAGAAUGGAGAAACCAAAAACUGUGGAAAACUAUUAUAACAGAACAAAACAACAACAUUUAAAAUCUCAAACAGAUUCAAACCGAAUACGAUCACCCGUAGAGUCAAUAAUUCCAACUCCCAUUUCUUCGAACUCUUCAAAGGGGUAUAGCUGUGAUAUUUGCGAACGUAAUGAUUUCCGAUCAGAAGGAGAAGUUAAUUCGCAUCGUAAAAUCGUUCAUAACAUAAAAACAGGUGUUAGUCUGCGCUGCGCUUAUUGUUCAGGAAAUUUUAAGUCACGCACUGAGUUGGAACAUCACAUGAGAACUUGUCAUAAUUCUACCGGUAAACACAAAUGUCUCAUUUGCGAUGAAAUUUUCCCCUCGCCAGCUAUAUUGGCGGAACACAAAUUGCAACAUUCCAAGGUUGGUCAAUCCGGAAAAUGUUCUCACUGCAGCAAACCAUUGGACGAUGUUGCAGCAUUUAAAGCACAUCUUAGUGAGCACAACAUUGAGAGUCAGCUUCCCAUGCAAUGUAUCUGCUGCCGACAAUCGCUUCACUCUGAUUUUGAAAUCAGUUUGCAUGCUCAGUUCCAUACUAAAUCUUCGAACGUCCCAGAAAGUGUAUGUGCUCUUUGCUUAGAGUCUAUUCCCAACCCGAUUAACGGAGAAGCAAAAGUUUGUGACAAAUGCUGCCGAAAACACAAACUUGGCUCUCAUUUUCAGGGCCAAAGAUUACGUAAUGUUCCUUAUGAACCUAUUUCCGAAGCUUGCCAAAGCACAAUGAAGGUUGAAAGUCGUUGUAAUAUCUGCAAAUUGAUUCUACCAUGCACCCAAAAACUCCAAGAACAUUUAGUCGAACACACAUUUGCUGGUUGUGAAGAGCGAGGCUUUAAUUGCUAUAUAUGCUCUGCUGUGUUUACUGCUCCAAGUGGUUUGCUAUCCCACAUGCAUGAGCAUGGAUUGCAGAGCAGGCCCUACGACUGUAAUCUAUGUAGCGAAAAGUUUUUUUUCCGAACGGAACUUGAGCAUCAUUUACUGAGCCAUGAGAAGCGGCAACUGCUUGAAUCUAAAAAUAAAGAAAAAUGUGAGAACAAAUUUUCGUUUCUUAAAGAAGUCGAUAACUCUGCGUCCCAUCUGACUGAAGUUAAAAGGGAAAUAUUCCCGGUUAAUGAUAAAAUCAUAGCAGGCGAAGAGGAUGAGUAUAUCGAAAUAGAAAAAGUUACUGAUGUCCAUCAGACAUAUAAUAAUGCAAAGCAAACUUUUGUCACACAUAAAGAAGGCUUACCAAUGGAAGAAUUAAACCAAAAUUGUGCCGAAGAAAACCGUAUUUAAUUAUUUAUAGUUGUCUACUUUGAUGCCUCUUAGAAAAUAUAUAAUAUAAUUAUACAUACAUAUGUGAAUAUACACAAUACUAUUAUUGUAUGUCAACCACGUUAAAUUAUUCACAUAAAUUUGCAAUUGAUUGCUUCUUUUACGGUUCAGCGUUUUAGCACUUUUACAGUUAUAAAUUAGAACCUAUUGUUUUUGGUUCUUGUGAUUUUAUUAUAAAUUCCCAACACAAAACGCAAGAUAAUUUUCCACUAAUCUCUAAAAUAAG